Messenger RNA from Drosophila navojoa, 537 nucleotides. RefSeq names its product programmed cell death protein 6. Gene Ontology annotation, molecular function: calcium ion binding. The record is from RefSeq and is a predicted model, not a curated record. NCBI's taxonomy places the organism in Eukaryota, Metazoa, Arthropoda, Insecta, Diptera, Drosophilidae.
AUGGCCCUGUCCAACAAAACGCCUGAUGACAAGUUUCUGUGGGAUAUAUUUUAGCGCAUUGAUAAGAACAAGAGCGGAUUUAUUUCCGCCGAUGAACUGCAGGUGGCGCUUUCGAAUGGCACUUGGUCGGCUUUCAAUCCAGAAACAGUGCGACUGAUUAUUGGCAUGUUCGAUCACGGGAACCGAGGCAGAGUUUUCUUUCGGGACUUUGGAGCAUUGUGGAAGUAUAUGACCGAUUGGCAAUAUUGUUUUCGCUCAUUUGAUACAGACACUUCAGGCUAUAUCGAUGGGAAAGAACUGAAAAGUGCUCUCAACACAUUUGGAUAUCACCUAACAGAUCACCUUAUCAAAGUCCUACUACAUAAAUUCGAUCGUUUCGGGAGGGGAAAUAUUCUAUUUGACGAUUUCAUACAAUGUUGCAUUGUGAUGCAGAUGCUGACAACUUCGUUCAAGUCACACGAUACUGAUAUGAAGGGUGUUAUUACCAUAAACUAUGAACAGUUCCUCAAAAUGGUAUUAGAACUUAAAAUAUGAUAG